CCCUCCCCCUCCCACCCACAAUCUCCUCUCUGAACACCAUGUCCCGCCCAGUCCCAGUUGCGCUCAUCGGCGUCGGCGGCGUCGGCAAGGCCAUCCUGCAGCAGCUGCUCGCGCCGCCCCUCGCGGCCAAGUUCAACCUGAUCCUGAUCGCCAACUCGCGCAAGGCGCUCUCGCUCCCCCUGCCGACCAACGCGCCCGUCACGCCGGCAAACUUCCUCCCCAUCCUCGAGGAGCACGGCGCGCCGCUCGACGUGCCGUCCGUCAUCUCGCUGCUCGCGUCGCACCCCGACGGCCCGGGCAUCUUCAUCGACUCGACCGGCGCCGAGGCCGUCCCCGCCCUGUACCCCACCGUGCUCGGCCACGGCGUGCACGUCGUCACCCCCAACAAGAAGGGCACGUCGGGCGACCUCGCGCUCUACAAGGCUAUCGAGGACGCCUCCUACCCCAACACCCGCGCGCUCAUCUACGGCGAGAGCACGGUCGGCGCUGGUCUGCCCAUCCUGUCCUCGCUCAAGGACCUCGUCGGCACCGGCGACGAGAUCGAGAAGAUUGAGGGUGUCUUCUCCGGCACGCUCUCGUACAUCUUCAACGAGUACUCCAAGGUCGAGGGCGGCGACGUCGCCUUCUCCGAGGUGGUCAAGAUUGCCAAGGACAAGGGCUACACCGAGCCCGACCCGCGCGACGACCUGUCGGGCGCCGACGUCGCGCGCAAGCUCACCAUCCUGUCGCGUCUUGUCCCCACCGCGCCCGAGCUGCCCAAGGGCUACGCGAGCGUUCCCACCCAGUCGCUUGUCCCCCCUGUGCUCGAGAACGCGUCCACCAAGGAGGAGUACCUCGAGCGCCUGGCCGAGGGCGACAGCUACUUUGCCAACCUCCGCGAGGAGGCCCGCAAGGAGGGCAAGGUCGUCCGCUACGUCGGUGUCAUCGACAUUGCCAACAACAAGGUCGAGUGCAAGCUCGGCAAGUACGACUUUGACCACGCGUUCGCGACCGCCCUCAAGGGCUCGGACAACAUCAUCUCGUUCCACACCAAGCGCUACUCGCCCCGCCCGCUUAUCAUCCAGGGCGCCGGUGCCGGUGCCGACGUCACCGCGAUGGGCUGCACUUCCGACCUCCUCAAGAUCUACGAGCGCAUCCGCCUCUAAGCGCACACGUCGUUCUAGAAGCCAUCUCGAAGCCAAGAAAAGGGCACACGCCCCACCCCACGCCCGUCUAGCAU
Molecule: messenger RNA, 1219 nt
Organism: Vanrija pseudolonga
Lineage: Eukaryota; Fungi; Basidiomycota; Tremellomycetes; Trichosporonales; Trichosporonaceae
Product: Homoserine dehydrogenase
Exons: 2
Coding region: 39-1145 (368 amino acids)
Biological process (GO): aspartate family amino acid biosynthetic process; L-homoserine biosynthetic process
Molecular function (GO): aspartate kinase activity; homoserine dehydrogenase activity; NADP binding
Source: RefSeq, a predicted model, not a curated record